GAAUCCUCGUUCAUAGUUGGAAUUGUUGUUCACAGUUAUGUAUAUACCAGUUGCAUAACGCUUUGUACUGUAGCGGUUAUGGUGUUCAUUCUUGAUGCAUUUGAUCUGGGUUCGAUUCCUGAGGAUGUCACUUCUCAGUUGCUCCCGAUGGCGUCCUCCCGAAGUGGCUAAUUUACACAGGGUGUGCUUUACUUCUGUUGAGGAUGCUAUCAUACGUCCCCGUGCUGGUGGUUCCCGUGCUGGUUAGCAGCGAAACUCAAAUAUCACAUCUUCUGAAUAAAUUCUCUAGAACUGCAGCUUUUGCUGGCAGCCCUUCCUGGAGGAUUAUAUGGCGUUGUGCGAUGAUCAGCCUCAUCGCCGUAUUGGCAGUGGUAGCUAGGAGUCAGCUAGCCUACCUACAGGCUGUAGGCGGCAUCCUCCUCACUGCAUGUUCAAUAUACAUAUUUCCGCUCUGGUUUUACCUCUACAUUCAACAACCGAGCGGAUUUCGUCUCUAUGCAACCUACACAGCUUUGGCCGUCGUCAUCAGCUUCGUCACAGUCGGCACAUUCUACGCUAUCCAUGGCUUAGUCCAAGGUCUCAGCGUAGUGCAUUGAGACGGAUAUCUCACAUUGAUAUCAUCGUUUACAUUUGUUUGUCCGAAUAGCGCCGGUUAUCUCCCGAUCAAAGUGCGUUGGAAGCCGCGUGUCUGUGAUAUUGAGAUUAAACUAUUUACACAGCUCUCUCAGUCAUCACAGUUCUGGCCAUUGUAGGCGCUAUUUUUAGGCUUUUCAUGGCUAAGUUCGAGGCCCAUGGGCUGCACAUCGAGUCGAUGUAGUAUCGCCCUUGGGCUCUUUCAACUAUUUCACACCAAAAGCUUCGAUCCACCUCCGUUUAUUGGAGUAUUUCGUUACCGUUGGAGAGGAAUCAUCGAGUAACUGGGUCACAUA
Molecule: messenger RNA, 929 nt
Organism: Perkinsus marinus ATCC 50983
Lineage: Eukaryota; Perkinsozoa; Perkinsida; Perkinsidae
Exons: 3
Coding region: 204-596 (130 amino acids)
Source: RefSeq, a predicted model, not a curated record